AUGCCAAUUCAAGAAUCUAAUUCCAAUGCUCCAGUGGUUUCUAAUUCUAAUGUUCCAGUGGUUUUUUCGAUCUCAACGCCUCCAGAUCCUGCGGAUAGCUCCGAAACAGAACGAUCUAGUCGAGCUUCAGCAGAUUUUACUGAUGAAGCUUCACGUGAAUUACUUGUUUGUGAUUGUUUGCCUAUUUUUCUUUGGAUUAGUUUCGGUAAGCAAUAA
Molecule: messenger RNA, 216 nt
Organism: Dracunculus medinensis (Guinea worm)
Lineage: Eukaryota; Metazoa; Nematoda; Chromadorea; Rhabditida; Dracunculidae
Source: the annotation of a GenBank genome assembly